Molecule: messenger RNA, 564 nt
Organism: Geodia barretti
Lineage: Eukaryota; Metazoa; Porifera; Demospongiae; Tetractinellida; Geodiidae
Source: the annotation of a GenBank genome assembly
AUGCUGGAAUUAGUCAUUGACGGCAUUCGCGUUAGCCUUAUGAACCAGCAGCGGGUGGUAAUUCUUCGAGUAAAGGACACUGACAAGUACCUGCCAAUAUGGAUUGGGCCCAGCGAGGCGGACGCCAUCGCUCUCAAGCUCCAGAAUGUCACCGUACCGAGGCCGCUGACACACGACCUGCUGUUCGAUGUCAUAUCCUCGCUUGAUGCCACCGUGGACAGGAUUGUCGUCCACGACCUUUCCGACGACACCUUCUUCGCAAAGAUCGUGCUUCAGGUCAACGGCUCCACGAUGGAGGUGGACUCACGGCCCAGCGACGCGCUGGCGCUCGCCGUUCGCACGGAGUCGCCAAUCUACGCAGAGGACUCGGUCGUCGAGAAGGCCGCGAUACUGCUGGACCAGGAGACUGGCAAGGCGGUGCAGGAAGAGGAUGAAGAAGAUGCAGAGGCGCGCCCUGUCAGUGAAGAGGAGCGCGCCGGGCUAUCGGCGUUCGAGGACUUUAUCGGCUCGCUAGACUUGGAUCUGGGGCAGGGGCAGGGAGACGCACCGACUCAGAAUCGGUAA